AUGGAAGCAGAAGAAGACAAGAUAAAAUGUAAUAAAAACUGCACAAAUGGAAAUGAAUUGUUGAUCUGUGGUGGAGAUGAAGAUGUUGAGAGCAUUUAUGGAACUGGAAGUAACUUACCAGGACCUGUACAGAACCUGAUUGUGAAUUUUACGACUGACGAUAAGAUAGUUUUAAUUUUUGAUUCUCCUGAAAGAAAUGGCACUGAAUUGACUGAAUAUGAACUGAGAGCAAUAGUUAUAGCUACAUACUCAACAAAUCCAUGGUCUAUGAGAAAUAUCACACGAAAAUAUCCAAAAUCAUUGAGGAAAAUUGAAAUGUCUGACUUGAUUCCAUCAACAGAAUUUAAUAUCACAAUAAUAGCUAAGAAUGGGGAACUAGACGGCGGUUCCAAAAGUGUAAUUGGUAAAACAAGAUUAAGCAAGCCCGAUCCAAAGCCAGACGAACCAAAAAUCAUAAAAUAUGAGAAUGGAAAGGCACAAGUAGAAAUAAAACGAGCAAUUAACAAUAACGGUCCGGUCUCAAACUACGUGAUUGUUGUACAUUUUGUUGACAAUGAAUUAAUACAUGACUUUGACGAAAGUCUCUUGACAACUUACCAGAAAGCUAGAGACGACGGACUAAGUUAUUAUAUAACAGCCGAAAUAGAGCCAUUUAAGGAAGACACAAAAGAAUUUUUAGUCGGCGACGGGGGGAGAUAUGGAAAAUAUUAUAAUGCACCUCUUCCUGAUAACGUCCAUUUUCAUAUUUUAAUUGGAGUUGUAAGCCGUCAUUUUGAUGAUUAUAAAGUUACUUACUCGAAUAGUUCCCACGACGAGACUUUUGAGAAUUUACAAAUACAUUCACACAAUGAUUCCAGUAGUGGACCCUCGGAUUUGAUUGUUAUUCUACUGACUAUAGCUUGUAUAAUAUGUGGACUCAUUCUUGUUGGUGCUAUUGUCUUUUAUGGCUACAUCAAGACUAAGAUUAAUCCAAGAAUUCGAAGAUUUGAGCGUCACGAAAUGUCACUUCAAGGUCCAAUACUGGAAGUUGAUAAUAAUGGAUAUAUAGCAGAUGUAAGUGGAAUAAACUUUAAAGAGAAACUUCAGGAAGUGCUAUUAAGUCUCGAUGAUGAUCAAAAAAUAAUCAGGAAGAGUUUAUCACUUGAUAUUGACAAUAUUUUAGGAAUUGGAUCGUUUGGUGACAUCAUUCGUGGACAACUGAAUUCAAACAUAAUUUGUCAAGUUCAUGUAGUCUCUGCUGACGAUAUGGAUCCACCAAUACAGACAAAAUUCAUUCGUGACUUGAACAGUCUUCUUCAAUUUGGUUUUCAUCGUAAUAUGUUGAAUUUUAUGGGCAUUUGUCAGACACACGAUUGGUUCUUUGUGGUUUUUGAAGACGUUCCAGUUACGUUGAAGCAAUUUCUAUUGUCUAAUAGACAGGAAACGAAUUUGUCAAGUCAACGUGUGACCAAUUUGAAUGAAAAUGACAUUUUGAAAUUAAUGUAUGAGCUUGCAGAGACACUUGAAUAUCUGCAGUACAAUAAAGUCGUCCACAAGAACCUCAACUCUUAUAAUGUGAGAAUUAAGAGACAUAAUUCCUCAUAUACAGUAAAAUUGUCUGUUUUUGGACCAACUUUAUACACCAUGGGAGAUGAUGGAAGUAAGAAUUUGAUUGAUGAGGAACGAUGGCAUGCACCGGAAGUUUUAAGAUUCCAGAAGUUCUCACAUGCCAGUGACAUUUACAGUUUUGGAUUAAUAUUAUGGGAGAUGUGCUGUUUAGGUGCCACAAUUUAUGGAUCUGUGACCACAAAUGAUUUACUUACGAGAAUUAAGAAAGGUUUUCGACCUGAUAAGCUUCCAUUCAUAUCUGAGGAUUUAUAUCAGUUGAUGCUUAAUUGUUGGGAGCUUGAUCCGCUUGAAAGAUCAGAAAUUAAUGACGUAGCUGGACAUUUGAAGCAAAUGCAGUCAUUAGCAAUGCAUUAUCUUAAUUUUAAUUACGAUGGACAAUUACCAUACUUCCUGCCAUUAUUGGAAAUUAAAAAUUAA
Messenger RNA from Chironomus riparius, 2025 nucleotides. Lineage: Eukaryota; Metazoa; Arthropoda; Insecta; Diptera; Chironomidae. The record is from the annotation of a GenBank genome assembly.